AUGUCCGCCCUGAAAGAAGCCUUUGUCAACGAAAUCGCGCACCUCCGCGCCAUUGCCAAAGACCUCCUCUUUUCCGGCACAUACAUCUACCCCAUAAAAGGAAUAAUCUACACCCUCCAUCACCGCCCCCUCUGGACCCCUCUCCUCUCGCGCUCCGCCAAAACCCUCACGCUGGGCCUCGGCAUCACGACCACGAUGUUCUUCUUCACCUACCUCCCGCAAGUGGCGCUGCUCACCUUCACCGCGGGACCCUUCCUGGCGCCCUUCUCCGCCGCUUUCCUCGUGCUUUCCGAAUCCUCCACCAUCACCACCUACCUGGCGCGCUCGUUCCUCCUCGCCGACGCCAUCACCGACACCUUCGACGCGACGCUGCUCGAGCGCGGCGAGGACGCCCUCGUCGCCCGGGAGCGGGCCGUCGCUGUGGCCCCGUCUGCGUCCAGCAGCAGCACCAGCGGUCCCCGUCUCGGCAGCCGCCUCAAGCACCCGAUCGAGAAACUCUCGCCGCAGAUGCUGCUGCGCUCGCUGCUGUACCUGCCGCUCAACUUUGUGCCGGUCGUCGGCACGAUUGCCUAUAUCUAUGUGCAGGGGAAGCGCGUGGGGCCUGUGGCGCAUGCCAGGUAUUUUCAGUUGAAGGGGUGGGGCAGGAAGGAGCGCGAGGGGUGGGUGGAGGGGCCCGGGCGGAGGGGGGCGUAUACUGCGUUCGGAAUGGCCGCGUUUGCGUUGGAGAUGAUUCCGUUUGCGUCGAUUGUGAUGGCUUUUACGAAUACCGUGGGGGCGGCGCUGUGGGCGGCGGAUUUGGAGAAGGCGACGCGGUGA
Messenger RNA from Aspergillus uvarum CBS 121591, 816 nucleotides. RefSeq lists its product as uncharacterized. Lineage: Eukaryota; Fungi; Ascomycota; Eurotiomycetes; Eurotiales; Aspergillaceae. The coding region runs from base 1 to 816 and encodes 271 amino acids. The record is from RefSeq and is a predicted model, not a curated record. Gene Ontology annotation, cellular component: ascospore wall; prospore membrane; lipid droplet. The transcript has 3 exons.